Molecule: messenger RNA, 13670 nt
Organism: Pelobates cultripes (western spadefoot toad)
Lineage: Eukaryota; Metazoa; Chordata; Amphibia; Anura; Pelobatidae
Source: the annotation of a GenBank genome assembly
AUCCGGGCUCGCGGUGCUGGAGAGGCCCAGGCGCUGUGGCCGGGAGCGGAGAAGCGGCCCAUGCCAGCGGGUCAGUAGGAGCCGCAGCCCAGCGGGGCCCGGGCUCUGGACAUGCCGGUCCGCACCGAGGUGAGCAGCACGGCCUCCGGCACCUCGUCCCUCAUCCCGCCGCCUCCCAUCAACACACAGCAGCCCGGGGUGGCCACCACCCUCCUCUACAGCGGCUCCAAGUUCCGGGGACACCAGAAGAGCAAGGGCAACUCGUACGAUGUGGAGGUGGUGCUGCAGGUAAACAGGCCGGGGACAGGGGGGGGGAACCGGGGGCCCAGGUGGGACAGGCCGGGUAUGGAGGUGACAGGCUGGCAUAAACAGGCUGGGGUGGGAGGGGACAGGGCUGGGGAAGGGGAACCGGGGACAGGCCGGCAUAGGAGGGGACAGCCGCCUCCCAUCAACACACAGCAGCCCGGGGUGGCCACCACCCUCCUCUACAGCGGCUCCAAGUUCCGGGGACACCAGAAGAGCAAGGGCAACUCGUACGAUGUGGAGGUGGUGCUGCAGGUAAACAGGCCGGGGACAGGGGGGGGGAACCGGGGAGACAGGCCGGGUAUAGGGAGGGACAGGGCUACAGGAACCGGGGAGGGACAGGGCUGUAGGUAUGGGGUUGGGGGACUGGGUAUGGGGUUCGGUUAUAAAGGGGAGGACAGGUAGCAUGGGGGUUUACAUAAGGGUGACAGGCUGGGGGCCGGGUACUUAGGGAGACUGGGUAUGGGGGGUUCGGUUGCAUAAGGGGACAGGCUGGGGACUGGAUAUGGGGGCAGGUAUAGGGGAGGACUGGGUAUGGGGGUUGGUUAUAAAGGGGACAGGCUGAGGGACUGGAUGGGGAGGCAGGUAUAGAGAGGACUGGGUAUGGGGGGUUGGUUAUAAGGGGACUACAGGUAUGGGGGUUCGGUUUAUAGGGGGACAGGCUGGGUAUGGGGGGACUGGGUAUGGGGAGGUUCGGUUAUAAGGGGGACAGGCUGGAGGCUGGGUGGCAGGGGAGUUCAGUUAUAAGGACAGGCUGGGGGCUGGGUAUGGGGGUGGUUAUAAAAGGGUGACAGGAUGGGGGCCGGGUAUAGGGGGACUGGGUAUGGGGGUUGGUUAUACAAGGGGACAGGCUGGGGGCUGGGUAUGGGGGGGAGGUUUGGUUAUAAGAGGACAGGCCAGGGGCCGGUAUAGGGACAGCGGGUGUAGGUGGUGUGACUUUAGACAGGGGCCCCAUAAAGUAUAGGGGGGACAGCCGGGUAUAGGUGGUGUGACUUUAGACAGGGGCCCCAUAACCAUGAAUUUGUUUAACCAUCCCUAUGUGAAGAAUGAAGGGGGUACACAAACUUUUAAAGGUCCUGUGGGAUCAUAAUUCUUCCCUGCUUACUGGGUAAUAUUGGACUCUGAAGCUCUGGCAAUGAGUCCAGCAUGUUGGUGUCAUGAGCAGUAUGUCCUGCUUCGGGUAUUUUAGCUUUGCAGGGCCAACAGCGUAGUCUGGAGAGGGUGGGUGUUACAUUAGUGUGCCCAUCAUUCCUGGAACGGGGAGAGAUAUAAAGCCUCCUAAAGCAGUUUAAACAUCUUUAUAAUAAAAAUUGUAACACUAUUGUAAGUGGAAAAUCCAUACACAGCUGGAUACUGCUGUAACUGAAACAGAACUCAUUAUAAAAGCAGCACUCACUGUCACCUCCCCUUCCCAAAUAAGUUUUGGUUCCAAUCCAUUUAAAAGAUCUAUACUGAGAGCAAGCUUGGCAUUGGGCAAAGUUACCGUUGUCAAGCCUUGCCAUUUCCUUCUAUCACCAGUGACUUCUCUAGGGACAUUGAGCUCUUUCUAUGGAGCAGACCGCCAUGACCACGAGAGACCGGUUCAGGUAAGUAAAGCUCUAGAAAAACAGCCACGCCAUGGGUUUUCCUAAAAACGUAUUACCAUUAUUCCAAUAUUACAGACUCUUUUGAGUUGACUGCGAUUGAGACUUUAUUAAAUAAACCUCUCCGUUUUACAUAGGUUAGUUAAAGCUUAGUAGCAUUUCUGUGGAAUAAAGUAUUGACCUCAGUGUCUGUUUGGCGAUACUCUUUAUGUAUCCACUGACCUGAACUGAACCCUACCCUGUGAGCAUUGAAUCAUGGCUGUAAUCUGAGUUAUCAAUUAGUGUUUGAGUACAUAAGAACAAACAAUAGAUUACAGUCAUAUGCAGUUUAGUUUCAAUUUGUCCCGACUGCCUAUUUUGUCAUCGUCCCUUUUGUAGGAUCGGUUUUCCGUUGAACCUUUAGAUUCCUUGGUGUUUUUAUAAAGGGCAGUUCUACAGCAAAGUUCUAAAAGUGGAGCGAUUGCCGUGGAAACAUUAGAAUGUUUCCCCAAAUAGUCUGCCCUUCAUAUAUUAUACACAUUAUUAUUCUGAACUGCCAUCAUUUUAUUUAAUUUGAGAAAUUUUACUAGCAAGUGUUCAUUUAUAAACAACUCUCUUUGGCUACUUUACUCACUCCAUAGCGAGGGAUAUAGGCAUCUGCAUUGACUACAGUUCAUUGGCUGAGGGUCAUAGGAGUUGCAUUCCACCAUAGCUGUAGUGCAGAGGUCUCUUGGCAUUCUAAUAAACUUGUCUGUGGCAGGAUAGAGAUUAACUCACACAGCAGCUAUUGUGGAUGCAUUCACAAUGAAUGCUGGUCUGUUUACUUUGGGUUUAGUAGCAUUUUGUUUAUCCAGCAUUUGAUAGAUAUAUGUUCACUCUGGCCAUCUCUGCUGGCACAGAGCACGUGACGGUAAAAGAGUGCCAUGCCAAGCUGAUGGCUGGGUGUCAGCAAUAUGACGGCUACUUUUGGAAGGCGUGCUGGCAGAGCGGUGAGUCAGUGCUGACACCCUCUGGCUGCAUCUGAAUCAUCAUGGCUGUUGCAUUUCCAAAAGAUGCGUCACUUGGCUUGUUAAAAAAAAAAAACACAACAUUUUUGCUGCCAUGUCCAUUUGAACCAGUGACAAGAAUGCGUAUAGUUUAUUAACCUGACUUAUUUAAUGAGAACAUAGUUAAAGGACAUUCCAAGCCUCACAUGGUGCAAAGUGUAAGUUAGAUAACAUCUAUAUGGGGUGGUUUUUAUUAUACUAUUAUAAAAACCUUGCUCCGUAAGCCCACUAGUUCCCCCUUUGUGCUCCAAAGGUACUGCUGUCUUAGAUUUCUGGGAGUUGUAGUUCAGCUGUUAACUUUUUAAAGUAGAAAAUUAGCAUUUCAGCCACAAUUUUCCAAAUGCUGUCUGUGCUCAUAAAGAAUUUGUUCAUUCUCAACAGUGUUAUGGAAACAUGAUUAGCUGAGUCACUUGGAUUAAGGGGAAGAAUCCCCGCAGAAGCAAUAAAUAUAUAUUGCAUGCAGAAUUACUGGGGGAAUUAUACGCUACAAACACUGGCAUUUUUGCAGUCUUUGGGGUGAAUUGCACAUCAUAUCACUGGAAAGCUUAAAGCAUUAAUACAAGCACCAUGAUCACUUCACUGACCUGAAAUGGUCAUAGUUCCUGGAGACUGUAUAUGCGUAAUGAAACGCUGCGCGUGCAGAGUUUAACCUGCUGCCAGAUUUGUAACGCCACCUUUGGCUACAUCGUGGGGGUUCAGUAACUUGCUUGGAACAUGAGUUCCUGCCUAGCUAAUGUGAAUUCUCUACAAAUUUGGCAGUAGCCUGGCAUUGGACAAGUUUUAUUUUAUUUUUUUUUUAAACCCCUAAUGACGGCAUAGACCGUCACUGGUCUUAACACUAUGUUUUGCUUUUUCUUUUCUACUAUUCUUAAAGGGGAUGUAUAAGGUCUUUAAUUACAGCAGAUUUCUAGUUUCGACAUGUUUAGGGUACUGGAGUGUUGUGAUUGCAUAUAAGGUCACAGAUCUGUAAAGGGUUAAAUGUUUAGCAUACCUUGGAACUAAACUCAUUGUACUGUUCUCCCUCAUUACUCCAGCCUUGCUGUGCUCAACUAAUCUUUCUUUUGUUCUGCAGCAUGUGGAUAUGGAGAAUGCCUACCUGUGUGGAUAUUUGAAGAUAAAAGGCCUUACCGAGGUAGGUCACAGUAGGUGCCCGGAGAUUUAAAGGGCAUUUAUAUAAUGAUCUGUUUUUAAAAGAACAUGUGAAACACUCUGAAAGAGCCUUCUACUGUGAGCUGAUUUGCCUCUUCCUACCUGCCGUCUGCAGUAAAUCUUUAAGCCAAUUCCCAUCCGAUGACAUCCGCUGCUUCAGCCAGGAAAUGGCAGAGGUAUCCACCAAACCUCCGACAUUCAUUGAAACCAGUGGGAGAAGCUCUGUGCAUGUUUUGUUAGAUGUAUGUGCAGUGCUCACUGUUACGAACGCUGGUAUGGUAGAUACCUGUUUGCCUGUUCGAACGGUUCCAGACGAAUGCAGCAUCCAUGUAGUUUCUCCCCAGCCAGUAGACAGUUAAAAAAACAGCCUAGACUAGAUGAAGGGUACAACAGGAAUGAAGUUUAAUGGUGCCAUGCUGGCUUUUAUGCAAGUCCCCAUGCAAGGGACACUCCCACAUGGACCUUGUUGGGGACUCCAACACAAAGUUAACAACCAAUAACAAUACAGUUACAAAGUGUGACACUCCCAAUACAAACAUAUCCCUCCUCUCUGCCUGUGAGAUAAUUGAGUCAGAUACUGUAAUAAAACGUAAAAAGUACCCAAAAACACAUAAAAUCCACAUAAAUGUUAUAUCCCUUGAUAGCCCUUAUCUGGGUGACCAAAAAUCACCCAGAUCAGUUCAGAGGUUUUGGAAUUUUAUGGAAGUCUAAUUUUGACCGACCACACGCGAGGGUCCUGCCCAGAAAUGGUUCCAUUAAUUUUGGUUGUGCGGUUGGUGAAGUCUGGAAAGUCUCAAAAACUAACAAAUGCUCGAACAGAACCCCCGGCUCAUAGUAGCGAUUGUUCCCCUGGUUCGUGGGAACAAAACUACCGAACGGCGCUCUCCUAGCUGUUCGGAAAAAGGAAGCAGGCGUUUGUAUGGUUUGACCGGUGUUCGGGAAGUAGAGUGUCCAAUUUUAGUUCCAGUCACUCAACGACCAAGUCCCGCUGCCUCCUUCGUGCGAACAAGAUGGCCGCAGUUUUCUCCUGCAAAUGGCGUUUGACUAUGCGAACGGCGGCAACACAAGGAGAGCAUUUAAUCCACUGUUCUCUUUGAAGUUAAUGAGGGGGGGGUCGUUGUUUAGUAGUUUCAGCUACCGAACCAAUAAAAAUAAAAGUCCAGAAUAACAUGGUGGUUUCAUCACACUCACCUCUUUAGAAUAAGUGAGAGCUGAAAACUGUGUGACAACAAGGAAUAAAACUCUGGAUAUUUGCUCUGAUCGAUGCAUGUUGUAGGUUUAUCUGGAGAAUCCUAUUAGUGACAUUUUACGUAUCUAAACGUUUCACACAGUUAUUUGGUCAUAGUAGACACGAAAGGCAAACCAUGUGGCACUAACUGCACCAGCUCCCCAUUUUAUCUUCGUAGCAGCAGUCAGACCGCUGAUUACUGUACAGGAGUGCAUGGACCUGACCGUCAUCAGGGUAGGAAAGUGAUGACCGUUUCAGUUACCGACAGGCUGAUGUAUUCACUGCUGUCAUUCUGGGUAGUUUAUUACAACUGCCAUGUGUUUACCAUGUGAUUACUGUGAAAAACUAUCAGGGCAUUUACAUGUGGGAUUAUCUGCCCGCUCCUCCUGGCUGUUCUUGCAAACCUUUACCUGAGCCAAAUCUGUUUACAUUUCAUUUUGCGAUUGUAGUAUUUGUUGCAAUCUUAGGAUAUCUUAUUAGGUUGAAAUUUCUUUCCUAUAUUAUUUGUUUUUAGGAAUACCCAACCCUCACCACCUUCUUUGAAGGAGAAAUUAUUAGCAAAAAGCACCCGUUCCUGACGAGAAAGUGGGAUGCAGAUGAAGAUGUGGAUCGUAAACACUGGGUAACCAUUUCUGUUUUGUGCAAUAAUUUGACUGCUGGUAGUUCGCCAAUCAGCUUAGUACGUUGGCCAAAUUGGGGGAAGUUGCUCUGCCUGCCUUUUAUUGGUUCUUACAGAGUGCCUUCUCCUCCUCCCUACCGGUACCAUUUAUUUCUAGAAGCCAUUUUAUGUUUGUGUCUUGCAGGGGAAGUUUCAAGCCUUCUAUCAGUAUGCAAAAACCUUCAAUUCUGAUGACUUUGGCUAUGACGAGCUGAAGGUUGGAGAUUAUGUCUUCAUGAGAUGGAAGGUAACUUUGUUGAUUCUGGUAUACAUUAUUGCAUGUCCUAUGUUUUCUCCACCUUUUUUGUGCCAUGAAAUCCUUUUGCGUUGUGUGGUACUUGGCACGUUUUUACCCCGAUAUGCAGCUCAUGACUAGCAAUGUCCUUUGUAUGUAAUAUCCAUCACAACAUUAAGUAUGAAACGUGGUGCGUUUGCCAUGGUCUUCAGGUGCCCCCGACUCUGGGCAGCAGCUUCAGGAUCAGACUCCCAGGCACUAGUUUCUAUGUCCACAUUCAUCAAGUGUAGCGUAGCAAGCUCGUCAAACACUAGAAUGAUUCUUCGCUGUUUAGAAUGAAGACUUUUUGAUGGUUGAUAUCAGCCAGGUCUGUUAAUAUCCUGGCUGUGUGUAAGGUUGCCUUCAGGAAGAGCGCUUCUAUGGUUAUAUACAGUAAAGAAAAAAAAUAUAUUAUGCUAAGCAUGCAACAGAUCCAAUAGCACUCUUAUACUGGCAUUUCAGAUAUUUGAGUGAAAUAUAAUUUCCAUGUUGACUCUUUGUCUCCUUUCUUGUUGACAGGAGCAGUUCUUGGUCCCUGAUCACACAAUCAAAGAUAUCAGUGGUGCUUCCUUUGCUGGUUUCUACUACAUCUGCUUCCAGAAGUCUGCAGCAUCCAUAGAAGGCUAUUACUACCAUCGAAGCUCUGAAUGGUAAGGAGCCAUGACACUGCCCUCUCCCAGCGCAGGAGGAGAAUAGGAGAUUGAAAUGUAUUAACCUGCCUCCUAUUUACUCACGAUAUCAUGCGGAAUUCUUCAUUCUAUUAAAUUUCAUUUAGUCUAUUCAAAUAAACCUUCAUUACUCAACUUUAAUGUUUACACAGUUGCCACCACCGUAGCGAUGCUUGGUACCUUGGUAUUUUAACAAGCGAGAUUAGCUAUAUUCCUUGUCUGUUUUAUUAUAUUUUUCAUUUAUAAGUUCGGAAUGUUUUUAUGCAGCGCUGGUGUAGACAUAGUAGAAAUCUCUGGUUGAUUGUAAAGUAAUAUUUUCAUUGGGAGAAAACAGAUCCUAUUUAAAUUGGAAUGAUCAGCAACCGGAUCGCUGUUCAAAGAAAACUAUCACAGCUCAAUCUAUACAUCGGGAGAUUUCUCAAAGUAUUCUGUUCUAAAAAAGGUUUCACCAAUAGGCUGUACAAUGUGUAAUUUAGGACACAUUGUAUCAUUUGAAUAUAUAGAUGUAUGUUCAGUGAGAUCUGUAGGGGUAUGUAGAAUUGUGCGACACAUCUGGUUAUAGCUUUAUUGUUUUGGAGUUUAAACUUCACCUCCUUUCUGAAAUCAGGUGUGCGACAAAACAGAAAUCCCUUUCAUGAAGACUUGUUAAUACUGUAACCUCCUUUACACGCAAAAGGCUAUGCUAUAAAAUAAGGUCAGGGACUAAAUAAAAGUAUUUAGAAAAUUGGGCAGACUAGAUGGGCUGAAUGGUCCUUAUCUGCCGUCACAUUCCAUGUUUCUACUUGGUGUUUGAAUGAACACCAGUUAAAGGUUAGAUUUUUUUAUUGGCUAUAAAGUGUCACUAAUAUGCCUGAUUUUUAAAUGAGUCUAAUAAUAAAAAUGGAAGUUUGACGUGAUACUGAAAUUGAAAAUUUUGACAUGUCCGAAUUCUGAACAUUACUCAUACUAAAUGUAUAGUGGCUGGAAUGGGGUCUGAUCUAGUAACGUUCAGUGAUCCCUGGACUCUGACAUGAUGUAUUUGCAGCAAUCCUAGCUACUCGUUCACUAAAUGUGAUUGAAAGCAGCUUUUCCAUGUGACGUAUUUUCAGAAUUCAUAGAUUGGUUUACUGUUUCCAGGGAUUAUUUAAUUUUGUGCAUUUUUUUUUUUUUUUAUUAAGUGUAAAUCCCAGUGUUUUGUCUUUUGAACAUGUAAAAAAAAUGGUGACUGGUCAGACAUGUUCCUCUUUAUAGGAGUAUUAAUUAUGAGCAAUAGGGUUUAUUCAAUGAUACAGUAAUUGCGAAGAAUCAGAGAAGGAAUUAGGCCAAAAUAUAACCCGCCUGAAACAAUCUAAAUCUGCUGACUUAACAGCUUGGAUGUGUAAAAAAGUUUACUUUCUUGCUUAGUAACUAGCAUACACUUAGUGCCACAGCCAGAGAGAAUCUGCUUCCUGGUCAGAGCAGAACGAACCUGAUACAAGCUCCUACACGAGAUACCAGGAGCCGGAAACCCUGCAUAGUCUUGCAGCCCUUUUUUAUUGUGUUUUCACAGCUCUCUGUAGCCCCUAAUUGAGUGGGUUAUCCUGUUUGGUCCAGGUACUUAAGAAAAAGAUUGUUCCGAUGAUUUGGACAGUAACUGGUCCCUAGGGGUGAGAUUCACUUAGUGCAUUUAGCCCAAUAUUAAUCAUAUCAUAUCAUACGCCUGAUCAGAAAUGUCAAAACCCUACACUUUGCAUUACAAAAGAAGUAGACUUAAUCAGCUUUCCCCUAACAAUCACUUCCCAUGGGUUUAAUGGUCUGGUUUGUCUCCCUAUAAUGAAGAAAUCUGUAUUUGUGAGAUGAGACAAUAAAAUGUAGAAAUACACACUUUAUUCUGUGACAGUGAGCUGCCAUCUUAGCUCCUUGUCCAUCAUUGUUUUAAGCUCUGUCCUUUACCCUUGGAAGUCAGCUUAGAGAGAGCAUACAGAGUAAAGGAGAAAUGAAGCAAGCUUUAUAUUUCCUUUCUUAAUUUGCAAUGCUUCUUUUCCAAACUGGAGUGGGUCAUUUCCAAAAAAUGUAAUAUACAUUAGACUGUCUCAUGAAAAAAAGGGGGCUGGCACAAUUUUUUUUAUUUUAUUAUUUAUUUUUUUUACAUUUUUUUUUUUUCAAUGGCUUUAAUUCCAGAGAAUUGUCAGUUCCCUUUAAGCUGCUUCCUAGAGAGCUGGUUUGCAUAUAGGAUGGGGGAAGUUUUUGGAAUACUGUUAAUUCCUGCAGCAUUCCCUCCUAAAAGCAUGACUUUCAUCCAUCAUGAGCAAUGUUUACCCACCCAGAUUCUAAGGCGCUAAUGGUGAGUGCGUGUCCUUGCAAUGUGAACACAGUCUGGUAAAACAUAUUCAUUUUUGUUAGGGUAAGCACCGCUCCCGACUGAUCAUCACUCGGGUAGAGAGUGACAUGGGAGUAAACUGUUUUUCUUUAAUAUUAAACAUAGAAAAUCCCUUCACAACUGUUACUGUAAACUAAAUAUUCCACUUUCUCUUCUCUUCCAUAUAGGUAUCAGUCUUUAAAUCUGACACAUGUCCCAGAACACAGUGCGCCCAUCUAUGAAUUCCGGUGACAGAAGACCUGGCUCUGAGCCCACGGCGACAGAAUGGGGUUAUCCAUGCAGGGAUAUGCUACUCUCCUCUUCUGUCAAUAGACUUUAAGAAGAAUGUAUGAGUGUUAAAGAAACGGCGCCAUAAGCUGGCGUCAUCCCUCCCCAACAAGUCGCAGAUUUUAUUAUGGCUUUUUUUUUUUCUUCUCAUUGGUUCAUAAGCUAUAAGUUUUGAACAGCUUUCUGUUAUGUUUUUUUAUUUACUAUAUGCACAUGACUCGAAAACCCCAUUGGUUUUUCUUCUGAAUGCAAGAUUCCAGCUGACACCUACAUGGUUUUUCAGUUCCAGCUGCGGGGCAGAUGGCUGCCGCUCACGAAGUGUCAUUUGUGCAUUUUUUUUUUUCUCUUCAGUGCAUCACCACUUGUGACACUUGACGUCUGCGAUCUUUGCUGCAUCUUGACAGAUUGACUGCAUUAAUAUCUCCAAGCAUUAAGCGGAGACUUGCGUUACUGCGUCAGCCAAUCCUAAACGGGUUACACACUCCAUUAAAAGAGCAAAAUGUAUUUUUAUUUUUACCCCAAAACCCACCCUCCCCAAAUCCUGAAAUCUUAACCACCUAUGAAAUAAUAAAAUGGAAAUUAUUUUUAGGGCCCUUUUUUUAAGAAGGUCCCAAUAGCAGAAAGAUUUAGUUAUGUUGGACUGCAAUACAUUUGACUGUUUUCACAUUGAAAAUGGCAAAUGUCAGAUUUUUCUAAAAUAUAUAAAUAUAUAUAUAUAUAUUAUAAAUACACAUAUUUAAUCAGAACAUAAAUCUGAGAGCUGCUUGCACGCAGACACAAGAUGUAAUGAGACAUGGUAAGUCUUCUGAUCUAAUCUGUAAUGACUGCCACUGCAUCAGUACCAGACCGUGAAAUCAUGAAGUCUGUGUCCUGCAUCCUAAGUGCCCCAAGUCAAUGGAAGACUGGUCUUCACUGCAGGAAGAGAACCUCACCGUAACAGUCCCUUUAUUUGGCACACGGUGGAAGUUUGGAAAAGCCACGUGCUCCAAUCAAAUAACGAUACCUUCAACCUCUACAGCAAGAUUUUUUUUUUUUUAAAAUUGACUCAUUGCAAGGGAUUACAUUGUUUAUGCUGCAGGCUUUGGUAAAAUCUGUGGGAAUAGCUCUGAACUUUGCAACCCAUGCUGUGUUCGUAGGACUUUAAAAGGCGAUCAGCACCUGCGAAGCUUGAUCCCUCUCCAAAAGCUACAAAAUCCUUUAUUACGCUGGAGCUUUACAACCCAAAUUUCUGCUUGGGAAUUAGUGUCACAAAAUCCAUUUAACCACUGUUGUUAGCAGUUAGGUUUACUGAUCCACCAACAGGGGAGUGGUUAAUGGAAAUGACACCGUUGUCUUGUAUGAGUUAAAAAAACAAAAAAAAAAACCCUUUAUAAAUAACCCGCAUCUUUGUUACACUUCAGUGUUGUUGAAACUGGGAUGAUUCUAUGUGUCUGCUCUUCUAAGCUUUUGCAAUGUGUGGGUAAAACGAGUGAGCAGACCUGGGCAAUGUGUUAUUCAGAAUAUAGAUGUUGAUACAUUCUGUCAUCUGGCUCCCUGCAAUGCAUUGUGGUUAACAAAGUGGCAAAAUAACACUCUACAUUGUGCCAUGUUGGUGUUUUGCUUUGAUUUUAUUUAAAGCAGAGCUGACCCCCCCCCCCCUGCUGUUGGUGAGCUAAAACUGCAAUACUCAGCCAGAGUUUAAGCUAAAUAGGGAUAGGCAACAGGUAUAGCAUUUAUUUUUAAUAGAGCUGCAAUUUGUUGUGUUUUAAAGGGCCAUGGCUAUCUCUAGUAUUGCAGCACUCCGAAGACAUUAUUUACAUACCUCGUUUGCAGUCUAAAUAAAUAUAUAUCGACCAUAAUGAAAAUACCUGGUUGCAAGAAAAAGAUUGCAAAGUAACUUCAUAUAGAUCUUCCAGUAAUUUGCUGCUCACUUGGAAUCAUAGGCUGGGACACCGUGAAAGUCCUUUGGCCACAGUUUGAGAACCAUAGCAAUAGCAUUUUCACAGUUGGGGAGAUUUAUCAAAAUGUUUAGAACUCUCUUUUUGUGGCAUCCAAUCUGUUAUUUAUUAAAUAGUAAAAAGUGUCAGCUUUUCUGGCAAGGGGAAAAUUGAUGUAAAGAUUUGCUAGAUGUGCAGCGUUUAAUAGCAUUAAUAAUUGUGUGUUUAAAACCUAUAAAAAGAGCAAUAGGUGGGGAGGCAGACUAAAUAAAAACUAAACAAGAAGCAAAACGGUCUGCAACACUUUAAUAAUAAUCUACUCCCAAAUUUCUCUAACAAACUCUGCAGUUUGCAAUACUCACAGUGUGUCUCUCAAGACUUGUGAAUUUGAAGUGAUGUUCAAAUGUUAAGCCAAAAUAACUGAACCGAUUUUAAUUUUUCUAAUUUUGCUUUUUGAAACUUGUUUUAAAUGACCAACUAUUCACAAAUUGGUGAAUAAGCCUGACAGGUUAACUAAAUGAGGCUUCAGAGUUGGAUUAAUUCCCAAAUAACAAAGCUCACAUUGCCUUUUUCAUUAACCAGCCGUGACAUUGCUCUUACUGACUGCAAUGCUCAUCAUACGUGUCAAAGAGUGCCAGGUCCUGGGUUGUGAAGAUGUCUGAAAUUAAACUUUCAGAGGGCCAGAGGAGUGCAAAAUGUAAAGAAAAUAUCUUUUACAGCCAUAGCCAAUAAUUUACUUUAUAAGCAGCAUAUUAGUAUCUGAUAAGGUUUUAAUUGUGUUAUUAAAGGCACAGACUACAGCUUCUUAGCAAUUUAAGGACCGAUAGUUUUACUUGCAAUUCUGGCAAUUUAUGCCAUCUUGAACUUGCAAGUUUACCUUUAGCAGAUCUAAUAAGGGCAGCUGCUGCCAAGAAAGACAACUGAGUGUCGGCAUAGGGUCUUUAAGGGCUAGAUUGUUAUGACAACAUAGAAAAUCAUUGGUUAUUUAAGGAUGUUAAGGACUUUGUAAAUCAUCCAUUAAUUAUUAAUAAUGAUCCAAAAAAAAAAAAACUAAGCAUUUAUGUUUCUUAUUAUAUAAUCAUUCUCAAAAUUGAGCCCUAGUACGUGUUCUUGUAUGGGGUUACUGUCGGUCAGAGUGUGGGCAUGGUACUAUAAGAGGGGUUUUAAAACUCCUGGCCCCCAGCUGUUAGGGCACAUCUCCCAGAACCUUUCCAAUACUUUUUUUCUGGCAAAGAAGUUUGGGAAAUGUAGUUUGCUUACAGCUGAAGGUUAUGUGUUUGAAUGCAUCUCUUUAAGACCUGUCUAUUAAAUCUUGGGGUAGCUUCUGAGUCAGACACCCUAACACAGAUGGCUACGGUUGCAAACCUGUGUAUUUGGUAUUAUGAUUGUAUGAAAGUAUAGUUUUCUGAAUAAUACAAAUUUCAAUUCCUUGGCUCGCAGGGCUUUAUACACAAAACCAGGAAUGGUGAAGAUUGAACAAUUGAAUCGCAAAUAGUCCAAGAACGUAAACCUAGAUCAAUUCUCCAAUCUAGCAAUUUGUGGCCCAAUCUCCCUAGAUCAUUGUGUGCAAAUGGCAGUGUUCAGAUUGCUAUCAGGUUAUAGUUACAGUAUACCAAACAUAGCACUCCACCAGUUUAGCCAACAGACUUCUAAUUAAUCUGUUAAUGGAGCUGUGUGAAUUAUAUCUAUUUAUUUUUACCUUGCGGAGACAGCUGCUCUUAAAGGGACACAGUAGUCACGGUAACGGAGUCAUCUUAUUGAAGUGGAUAACGUGUUUGGGUUCCCAUGGCACGGACCUAAAGUUCAGUUUUAAACCGUUUUUAAUAGUUUAGUGAAUAAAAGAGUCUCCAGCAGCCUAUCUCCUCUGUGCUGCUCGGGCUAAUGAGGAAACCAACUGGCUUCAUCCUAUUCUAGCACCCAUUACUGUCAUGAAUUGGUGUGGCUAAGAUGCAGUCUCUGCCUUACCCAUAUCCCCAGUUGGAGCCAGGCUGGUGUGACCAAGAACCUUUAUGCAGAGUUAAACUGCUCGUAGGGUGGUUUUACACUGAAUGGAGGGACUAUAACCAAUUUAGUGAGCUAAAAUGUGUCCCUUUAAAUCCAGUUGUUCAGUCAUUAAAAUAUCCAUCAAAACGCCACUAACAAGAGAUACGCUGUACCUAUUUCUGCUUUCACGAAGCCAGAAUCUAAUAUACCAUGCACUUGCUUUUCCUUCUCCUGGGAUCUGGCGUUUGGCAUAAACCAAGCACAAGGUGAAGAAAGAG